Fusarium proliferatum ET1 is the source of this 183-nucleotide messenger RNA. RefSeq lists its product as uncharacterized. Bases 1 to 183 code for a protein of 60 amino acids. NCBI's taxonomy places the organism in Eukaryota, Fungi, Ascomycota, Sordariomycetes, Hypocreales, Nectriaceae. The record is from RefSeq and is a predicted model, not a curated record. The transcript has a single exon.
AUGGAUUCUUCCAAACAAGAUUCAGGGCAAGCGGGAGAGAAGAACAUAACAGAUCCCAUACAAGAGAAGCAGCCAAAUGACUCCAAGGAUGAAAAACCCACAGAGGUGGUUCCAGACUUACCUGAUGCCACUGAAAGAGAGACAGCGGAGUACGGUCUUGAGCCUCUCGUGCCUAAAAAGUAA